UCCACUCGCAAACGCCUGAGCAGCCGCGCCUCUCCCCUUGGCAGAGGCCAUGGAGAUCCUGAUGCAACCUUGGGUGAGGUACCCGCAGCGGAGAGAGCUGCAGUGCGGGGACAAGGUUCACUUUAUGCAAGGGCAGCGGUCAGAGCACGGCCGCAUAGUGGAGAUACGUGAGUCUGUCUCCGAGGCUCUUGUGCAAACCUCGGAGGGCACGAUCACCGUGAAGCAGGACAAGCUGUUGCACCAGGCGCUGGUCGUGGCGGUGGUGGCUCCGGGCGCCGGCGUGGGAUCCAUCGGGGACAUCUUCCUGGAGCUUGACGCAGACCCAGACCUGCAGGUGGAGGUGGUUGGGCGCAAGGGCAUGCCCUACGACCGGUACCCCGAGUGCUGGGACAGCGGCACCGCGGCCCCCAACCUCCGCAGCUUCGGGGAGGACGUGGUGAGCAUCGGCCUCCACCGCCGUGCCGAUUGCGUCAUGUUCGGCUCCCGUGGAGGGCAAGUGGUGUUGCCCAUCAUGUGGGAUGCCGUGGGGGAUCAAAUUCCGCCCAGUGUUGUGGUCAACGGCGGCUGCGCGAUGCGCCUUCCUGGGCCCAAAGUCAAUUGGCCAGCAGGCGCGGUGACGGUCAUGCUCCUUGGCGGUCUGGAUUUCUUCCGAACUGGCUCGACCGCAGAGCAGUAUUUGACGACCACGUGUCAGUGCGUGUCCCCGCUGAACAAGACUACUGCGUUUCUCUUUGUGCCAGAGAUGAAGCACAUGCCGCAGCAGAGCGUGGCCCGUGUGGCGCUGCCAGCGCUGGUGUCCGCAGCGCUUGCCUGGUCCCAGGCGCCAGAGCUGCCACCGCAGCUGGCGCAGGCUGCGGAGGCGCUUAAUCGCCUGGGCUUCGCCUGCCUGCUGCGUUUCACCACCGCGCCUGGGCGCUGGGCAGAGCAGCAAUUCGGGCAGCUGCCGCCGGACCGGCAGCCACCUCCGCCGUCGCCAAGGGGUCCAAGGGCAGCGCGGCCUCCAUGUCCCCAGGGCACGGCUGUGUCGGUGCUGCCGGCCAGCCUGGCGGUGGCCGAUACCGCAGCGCGUCAUGAAAAGCUGGCCGAAGAGGCUAGGCAACUCGCAGGCAAGGGCGAUGCGCGGCUGCGAGAGCAGCUGCUGCAGUGGGCAGAUGGACAAGAUGCUGAGGCCUGGGCUGCGGAAGACGAUGAGCUCAAUAAGGCCAGGGAGAAGCGAAAGCCUGCAGCGCCUCCCGCCCAAAGGGAAACAACGUACGCCGUCCGCAAGGAGGAUUUGUACAAGGACAUCAAGGUUUUGCAUGCGCCGUCCGUUGGUUGGCCACGAGGGCCAACCAAUGGGUGGGCGUCGGUGCAAGCUCGUCCUGGAGUUUCAGCUGCGGCUGCGCGGCCUUAUGCGUACGCGGCAAGCCCGCCGCCCAGGACGAUGCCGCAGUACUCGUACUUGGUGCGCUGAUGAAGCUUUGAGGCGACAAGGCGCUUUGAUCAAAAAAGCCUCCCUGCAAAGCAGGGAAAGGCCACAGAAUCACUGGUGCCUUCUCCCUUACGAUGGUUAAAGGU
This is a messenger RNA of Effrenium voratum, 1557 nucleotides long. The record is from the annotation of a GenBank genome assembly. Lineage: Eukaryota; Dinophyceae; Suessiales; Symbiodiniaceae.